Marchantia polymorpha subsp. ruderalis is the source of this 2719-nucleotide messenger RNA. NCBI's taxonomy places the organism in Eukaryota, Viridiplantae, Streptophyta, Marchantiopsida, Marchantiales, Marchantiaceae. The record is from the annotation of a GenBank genome assembly.
CCUCGAAUCUCUACUUGAGCUCGAAGCUAAAUUGCGUCGAAAGGGCUGUGCAGAUUUCGCCCCACGAACGAUCGGGACCUCGGGCAAGUGAACAAUUGACGCUUGCUUAUUCUUCUCAGCCGUCGGUUCAGUUGUGUUGCGAACUGCAGUCGAGCUCGGAUUCGAAGUGGUUCUCGGCGGGCCGAUGGCAUGGACCCAUCACCGCGCUGUCAAUUGUCGAGUCCUGAAACGCUUAAGGGUCGGCCGAGGCGCGAUAAUUCCUGACGGUCUGAGAAGGCUCUCAGUCCACGGCAAUUCGCCGCACCAGCAACCUGCGAGUGAAGCUCGCGCUGGAAAUGCUCAGGUGGCGGAGAGCUCUGCUGCCCCUCCUCGAGACAAGAGACCCGAAGUCUUCCUCGGGAAGGCUGCUUCGAACUGCAUACGGGCAGGGGCAGCUGCAGCGAGGGGCCUCCGUGGAGUUUCUCCUCCUCGCGCCGCAUUCGUGCACACGAAGUCCGUGGCUGGAGCUGCUGAGCCGACGGUGAGGGCUUCGCAUUUGGACCCGCUGGAGACGAUGCACGUGGCCGCCGAGGAAGAUGUGUUACAGUUGGAAAAUGGGGCGGUGCUUUUCUCGGGCAUGGAGUCGACGGAGCUGCUGACGACGUUGUUCAACCUCGGCUUGGUGUCGUUCGAGCCCAUGGUGGAUUUGAGCGUGAAGGUGCUGACGUCGCCGCUGAUGAAGUCGCGCCUUCUGGCAGCGCCCGUCUUCUGGGCCGUGAAGAAGACCGCUUACUCGCACUUCUGCGCCGGAGAAGAUGCCGACGAGGCAGCCGUGACCUUGAACAGGAUGUGGCAGGUGGGCCUCAAGGGCAUUCUCGACUACAGCCUCGAGGAUGCCGAGAACAAUCAAGCCUGCGAUCAGAAUUGCGCGGGCUUCUUGAGCACCAUCCACCACACUCGCUCUUUGCCGCAAGGAUCCGUGAGCUUCGCCUGCGUGAAAAUUUCCGCAAUCUGUCCGAUAAGUCUACUGGAGCGAGUGAGUGACCUGCUGCGAUGGCAGCACAAGAGCGCGGAUUUCCGGCUGCCGUGGAAGGCAGAUGGGCUGCCAAUCCUGUCUGCGGAGAGUCCGACUUACCAGACCCGAAAAGAGCCGGAGGCGCUGGGCUUGGAGGAGGAGAGGGACUUGCUGAGGGGCCAGGAGCGCUUGAGUCAAUUAUGCGAAGCCUGCGCUGCACGCAAUCUGCCAAUUCUGGUAGAUGCCGAGUACUCAUCAAUCCAGCCUGCCAUUGACUACAUGACUUAUGCGGCAGCAUUCGCAUUCAACAGGCCUGGGACGCCUCCCAUCGUGUACAAUACCCUACAGGCCUAUCUGAAGGACGCCCCUUCGCGACUGGCUCUGGCCUUGGCCGAAUCCUCCAGACGCAAUGCCUCUCUUGCUCUGAAAAUUGUCCGAGGAGCUUACAUCACCAGAGAAAAGGCUUUGGCUGCUUCGGUACAAGCGCCUUCCCCCAUCCACAACAGGAUCCAGGACACCCACAGCUGCUACAAUUCGUGCGCUUCCAUUAUGCUGGAUCGCAUCGCAUCCAACGAACCUGCAGCUCUCAUGCUUGCUACUCACAACGCCGAUUCUGGGAGGUUUGCAGCGAAGAAAGUAAUAGAACUGGGAUUGGACAAGAAAGAUCCACGAGUGCAAUUCGCCCAAUUGAAGGGCAUGUCUGAUAGUCUGUCACUGGCCUUGGCACGAGGAGGGUUCAACGUAAGUAAGUACUUGCCUUUCGGCCCAGUAGCGCAUGUCAUCCCGUAUCUUCUAAGGAGAGCUGAAGAAAACCGUGGGCUUCUCGGCAAUACGAAGGCUGAUCGACGGCGCGUAAGGAUUUUGAUUCUGCUUCUGAGGAGAAUUUUCGACCGUAGCAAUGGGACUUAGCUCUUAGGUCUUGCUGUUAUUCCCAACAGUUGCUGAAGGAGAUGAGGAUGAUCUUUUCGACACUGAAAGCUGAUGAGGACACUUUCAAAACAGGGUGGAGAUUUUGCGCAGACUCGCCUCCGCUGCUGGUUUGAAGGAGGCAUCUCCUGACAACAGCAGAUCAACAUGAUCAUGAUUUGAAACUUGAUUACAUCCAAAUUGAGUCUCGAGCAUUGACGACAGCCGGAACCAUCUCCGAUGCUCAAAGGUACAGUACUGUCCGACACGCACUCCUUCUGGAGGGUCACAAGGACGCCACUGCUGUCAGAGGUUGUUCAGGUAAGACUAUAAAUAGUGACUUCAGAUCACACCUUUUGUACAAUCUCCUGUAAAGAACAUCAGGGCAGGCUUGCUUUGCUGGGACAUGAGCCAGCAAAUUCGACGAAUUAGCGCGUCGACACAGCUCUUUCAUGCCAACUGGUAGGCGUCUAUGCAUAUACGCUGCUCGGCAAUGUAAAUAAUUCGGUGGGAUCAUACGGAUUGUUGAUAGAAACUGAAAGGAUUGAGAAAGGAAUGCCUUUCUUUGUAAAGAUUAGAUCGGACAAAAUAGAAGCGUGUUUGAUAAACAGAAGGCUACCCGUGCAUUGUACAUUUGAAAAUGGAGGCGAACUGCGUGGGUGGGCCGAUGCGGAAUGGUUAGCAGUGAAACCUUUGCCUACUAUGACCGUAAUGAAUAAACUGCCCGCGAAGAGACAAAGUCGAACAAUUGCUCUGCCUGAAGGGAAUAACGUGUCACGCACCGUGUGAUCAUUUCAAGCUGGGUGAUUUUCUUCCUGC